UUGGCUCAAGGGCUCUCUUUUCAGACUGGGGCGCGCAGCGUCUUGGACGCGGAUUGGCCGAAGGCGGGGCCGGGAGGCGGGUUAAAGAGCGGGUUGCCGGCCAGACCACGCGUGCUUGAGAAGGUUCAAUGGCGUGGCAGGGACUGGCGGCCGAGUUCCUGCAGGUGCCGGCGGUGACGCGGGCCUACACCGCAGCCUGCGUCCUCACCACCGCUGCGGUGCAACUGGAGCUCCUCAGCCCCUUCCAACUCUACUUCAACCCGCACCUCGUGUUUCGGAAGUUCCAGGUUUGGAGGCUCGUGACCAACUUCCUCUUCUUCGGGCCCCUGGGAUUCAGCUUCUUCUUCAACAUGCUCUUCGUGUUCCGCUACUGCCGCAUGCUGGAAGAGGGCUCCUUCCGUGGCCGCACGGCCGACUUUGUCUUCAUGUUUCUCUUCGGAGGGGUCCUUAUGACCCUGCUGGGACUCCUGGGUAGCCUGUUCUUCCUGGGCCAGGCCCUCGUGGCCAUGCUGGUGUACGUGUGGAGCCGCCGCAGCCCUCGGGUGAGGGUCAACUUCUUUGGCCUGGUCACUUUCCAGGCACCGUUCCUGCCUUGGGCACUCAUGGGCUUCUCGCUGCUGCUGGGCAACUCCAUCCUCGUGGACCUGCUGGGGAUUGCCGUGGGCCACAUCUACUACUUCCUGGAGGAUGUCUUCCCCAACCAGCCUGGAGGCAAGAGGCUCCUGCUGACCCCUGGUUUCCUAAAGCUGCUCCUGGAUGCCCCUGCGGAAGACCCCAAUUACCUGCCCCUCCCUGAGGAACAGCCGGGACCCCACCUGCCACCCCCACAGCAGUGACCCCACCCAGGGCCAGGCCUAAGAGACUUCUGGCAGCUUCUAUCCUACCUGUGACCCCUACUUGGGGCAGAAAACCCACCCUAAAGGCUGGGCCCAUUCAAGGACCCACCCGAAUAAACAGAAUGACCUGCA
This is a messenger RNA of Saimiri boliviensis boliviensis (Bolivian squirrel monkey), 968 nucleotides long. RefSeq names its product derlin 3 (gene DERL3). NCBI's taxonomy places the organism in Eukaryota, Metazoa, Chordata, Mammalia, Primates, Cebidae. The record is from RefSeq and is a predicted model, not a curated record.